Molecule: messenger RNA, 1836 nt
Organism: Solea solea (common sole)
Lineage: Eukaryota; Metazoa; Chordata; Actinopteri; Pleuronectiformes; Soleidae
Gene: amt
Product: aminomethyltransferase
Exons: 8
Coding region: 67-1131 (354 amino acids)
Biological process (GO): glycine catabolic process
Cellular component (GO): mitochondrion
Molecular function (GO): protein binding; aminomethyltransferase activity
Source: RefSeq, a predicted model, not a curated record
UUUCCUCCACAGGCCGUGCAGAAGAAGACUCCACUGUUUGACUUCCACAGAGAACAUGGAGGGAAGAUGGUGGAGUUUGCAGGCUGGAGUAUGCCAGUCCAGUACAAAGACAGUCACAUCGCCUCACACAUGCACACCAGAGAGCACUGCUCGAUCUUUGAUGUCAGUCACAUGCUGCAGACCAAAGUCCAUGGCAAAGACAGAGUGAAGUUCAUGGAAUCUCUGGUGGUUGCAGAUAUUGCAGAACUCAAGGACAACCAGGGCACUCUGUCCCUCUUCACCAAUGAGAAAGGAGGGAUUAUUGACGACCUCAUAGUAACAAGGACAGACCAGGGCUACCUCUAUGUUGUGUCCAACGCUGGCUGUGCCGACAAGGACUCGGCUCAUAUGAAGAGUAGAUUGGCAGAGUUCAAAGCUGCAGGGUUUGAUGUGGAUCUGGAGUUCCUUGAUGAAUCACUGAUUGCUCUGCAAGGCCCGUCGAUGUCAGACGUGCUGCAGCAGGGACUGACGGACGACCUCAGUAAGCUGACCUUCAUGACCUCCGCCCUGGCCACUGUGUUUGGUGUUCCUGGCUGCAGAGUCACUCGCUGUGGAUACACGGGAGAGGACGGGGUGGAGAUCUCCGUCCCUCACUCCAGAGUGGUGGAGCUGACGGAGAAGCUGCUCGCUCACAGUGAGGUGAAGCUCGCCGGCCUCGGAGCCAGGGACAGUUUGAGGCUGGAAGCCGGGCUUUGUCUCUAUGGCAACGACAUAGACGAGACCACCACACCUGUGGAGGCCACGCUGGUCUGGACCAUAGGUAAGCGUCGUCGUCAGAUGAAGGAUUUCCCCGGCGCUAACAUCAUUGUACCGCAGAUAAAAGCCAAAACGGCCAGGAAGAGAGUCGGUCUGGUGUCCAGUGGCCCCCCCGUCAGACAACACACCCCCAUUCUCAGCCCUGAGGGGAAGGUUAUAGGUGAGGUGACCAGUGGCUGCCCUUCUCCCUGCCUGAAAAAGAACGUUGCUAUGGGUUACGUGGAGUCAGCGUUUGCUAAGAAUGGAACAAACAUCCAGGUUGAGGUCAGGAAGAAAGCCGUGCCAGCCACUGUCAGCAAGAUGCCCUUUUUCCCCACCAACUACUACUCUGGAUAAGAGUCACUCUCUCACACACACACACACACACACACACACACACAGGAGUUCCCUUCUAUGUAGUGCCUUAUAUAGAAAUGCUGCCACCUUCUGUUCUAUUACCAGAAAUGCAGCACCAGUAGAAGACUGAAAAUCUUAAAUUGUCUGAUAACAUUUCACGGGCAGAAGGCAAAACUUUAUUUUUAGCCACUUCACCAAAGGCUCAGCAAAUAAAAUCUAUGCCAGCUUCAGUCUACGGUAUCUCAUUAAUAUAGAUGACACUUUUUUCACACCUUUAAAUCGUUUUUUUUCCAGCUGGAAACUGAAGUGAGUCGAGCGUUUUCUCUCCUCACCAAAGUCCAUAGAGAAAACUAAUGAUUUUACAUCAGGGAACACAGGAGUUGUUAAUCCACUGCUGCCUUCAUCCGUUUGCUCAAAUGUGUCAUUUAAUGACUUCAGUGUUUGAAAUCCUUUGUUUGGAUUUACCUCAGUGACACAAAUAUACCAGACGAGGCAGCAGUGGAACAGCAGCGAGCUAAAAAUGCUGUUUUUCUCUUUGGACUUUGGUGCGGGAAAGUGAGCGGUUUCUGGUUUAAGAGUCUUAAUCGUAUCAUAAACUUAAACACAGCUAGACACAUUUUUGUGUUUUUGGCUUUUAAUUUCUAGAAUAUUUUAUCCUUUUUUUCCAUGCAUAUUGUUAAAAAUGUAUGCCAUUUUAUUUUCAGU